AUGAGCAGUCGCCUCCGCGUGACGCCCACGGCCGACAAGGAGGAGACCUCCAGCAUCUCCAGCACGUCCGACAGCCCCGCCUUUGCCCGCCGUCUGGGGCCGGAGAUGCUGCCGCUCAUGCUCACCGCCGGCCAGAGCUCCGCGGACCAGACGCCGCAGCUCUCGGGCCGGGCGGUCGCCGUCGGGCUCGCCGUCGGCACCGUGCUCUGCUUCACCAACAUGUACUUUGGGCUGCAGACGGGCUGGGUGACGAUGGGCUCCAUCCAGUCGGCAGUCGUCGGCUUUGCCGUCUUCCGCUUCUGCUGGCCGCGCGGGGGGACGCCGUUCGGGCCGCACGAGAACGUGGUCGUCCAGUCGAUUGCGGUCGCCACCGCCACGAUGCCCCUGGCGGGCGGCUUCGUCGGCAUCGUGCCCGCCCUGCAGAUGCUGAGCCCGCCCGUGCGGCUCUCCGUGGCGCAGCAGCUCGCCUGGUGCGGCGGGCUGACCUACUUUGGCAUCUUCUUCGCGGUGCCGCUGCGGAGGCAGACGAUCCUGGUGGAGCAGCUCCGCUUCCCGUCGGGCACGGCCACCGCCAAGCUGAUCGACACGCUGCACACGCGGCACGAGGGCGGCGGGCGGUCCUUCGGCGCCUCGUACUGCCUCUCGCUGCUCGCGUACUUUGCGCCCGCCUUCGCCAACCUGCGCCCCUUUGACUGGCUCUGCCUGCCCGCCGCCUCAGCGUGGCACUGGACGGUCCGCCCCUCCCUCUCGUACGUCGGCCAAGGGAUGAUCAUGGGGCAGAGGUCCGCGCUCUCGAUGCUCGCGGGCGCGCUCACCGCGUGGGCCGUGCUCGGACCGAUGGCUGUCUCUCGAGGCUGGGUCGCGGCCACCGCCCGGCCCGCCGGAAUGCCUCCCGCCGCCGCCGAGGCCGCGGAGGGCGGAUGCGCCGCGCCGCCGCUGCCGGAAGGGGCGAUCAACUCGUGGGAGGUUGGGGCGCAGGGGUGGCUGCUCUGGGUCGCGAUGGGGCUGAUGGUGUCGGAGGCGCUCUCGUCGCUCGCCGUCCUGACGGCGAGACAGUUCCUGAUGCUGCCCCCGCCCUCCGCCUCGGCCGCCCAGUCCGGCGCGCCCGGAGGCGGCGAAGGCGAAGCCGAAGAGGGCGGAGGCGGAGGCGGAGGAGGCGGAGGAGGAGGCGGCGGCGGCGGGGCGGCGGCCGAGGACGGCGGCGGCGAUCCGCUCGAGGUUGCUCCUCCCUCGCAGCUCGUCCCCGCCCGCUGGUGGCUGGGCGGGCUGGGCGCGUCGGCGCUGCUCUGCGUCGCGAUCGUGGCACCGCUCUUUUCGAUCCCCGCGUGGCAGCUCCUCGUCUCGAUCUGCCUCUCCUGCCUCCUCGCCGUGCUCGGCGUGCGCGCGCUCGGCCAGACCGACCUCGAGCCGGUGAGCGCCCUCGGCAAGCUCUCGCAGAUUGCGUUUGCCGUCCUCGCCCCGGGCCACCUCGUGACGAACCUGGUCGCCGGCGCCAUCGCCGAGGCGGGCGCGAUGCAGGCGGGCGACCUGAUGCAGGACCUCAAGGCAGGACACCUGCUCGGCGCCUCCCCGCGCGCGCAGUUCUACGCGCAGCUGAUUGGCUCCUCCGCCUCGGUGCUCGUCACCGUCGCCGCCUUCAACAUGUACACGAGCGCCUACGGCUGCGCCGGCGAGGCGGGGUGGGAGUGCGAGCAGUUCCAGGCGCCCGUGGCGCACGUAUGGAAGGACAUGGCCGUGCUGAUGCAGCAGGGCGUCGCGGCGCUGCCGCCGAGCGCCCUCGCCUUCGCAAAGGCCUUUGCUCUCCUCGGCGUCGCGCUGCCGCUCGCCGAGGCGGCGGCGGGCGAGUCGGCCCUCGGCAGGCUGCUGCCCUCGGGCAUCGCUUUUGGGAUUGGCAUGUACGUCAAGCCCGACUGGACCCUGCCGCGCGUGGCUGGCUCGGUGCUCGAGUGGGCGUGGCGGCGGCGCUCGCCGCGUUCGCACGAGCGGCACAUGCUCAUGGCCGCGUCCGGCUUCGUGCUCGGCGAGGGCAUCGCGUCGAUGGUCACCCUCGCCCUCAAGUCCUUGCGCGGGCGCGACCGCGGCCGCCGGCCGCCCCCGCCGCGAGGCGCGGUGGGCCAGACGGCCGCUCCGGCUCGCCGCAAGCGCGCCGCGGGCGGCAGCGGCGCGGGCGGCGCCCCCGCUGCGAAGCGGUUGCCGGCGGAGGCAGCGAUGGGAAACGUGCAGUGGUGGAUCGACAUGUACGCGCGCACCCGCACUUGGAUCCUGGCCAAGGACGCGCGCGGCGUCGAGUUUUGCCUGGGCCACGUGCGCCAGUUUCAUGGCACCGACGCGACCGCCGUGCCGGCGGACGACCCCAACGGCGGCCUUGCGGGCACGGACGUGCAGGGCGUCGCGCUGCGCGCGGCGGGCGUCCCGCGCGGCGUGGUGCCCAACAGCAUCACGCUCGGCCCGCCCGGCAACGGCCACACUAACACCGUCGCGACGUCGUGGACGGCGGGCGACUCGUACCGCAUGCUCAUCCAGUGA
Molecule: messenger RNA, 2526 nt
Organism: Emiliania huxleyi CCMP1516
Lineage: Eukaryota; Haptophyta; Isochrysidales; Noelaerhabdaceae
Exons: 9
Coding region: 1-2526 (841 amino acids)
Cellular component (GO): membrane
Molecular function (GO): oligopeptide transmembrane transporter activity
Source: RefSeq, a predicted model, not a curated record